This is a messenger RNA of Fusarium falciforme, 669 nucleotides long. Its product is annotated as Hemerythrin domain-containing protein. The record is from RefSeq and is a predicted model, not a curated record. The transcript has 2 exons. Lineage: Eukaryota; Fungi; Ascomycota; Sordariomycetes; Hypocreales; Nectriaceae. The coding region runs from base 1 to 669 and encodes 222 amino acids.
AUGUCGUUGACCCGUACUCUUUUGUUGCCUCAGCUUAGAGCCACCAUUCGGCCUCAGCAUUUCCGUGUGGCGCAAUUCCCUCUUCGAGUCCGUAUCGCAGCCAUGUCCUCAGUUUCGGAUGCCAUAAUCAAGGAUCAUCGCGAGCUUGAGCAGUAUUACAAUGAGGUAAUUAACUCGGCCGACCACGACCACCAGCAACGGUUCGGCAACCAAUUUGUCUGGGAGCUUGCGCGUCACUCAAUUGGUGAGGAGCUUGUCGUCUAUCCUGCCAUGGAAAGGUACAUGGGAACCAAGGGAAAGGAAAUGGCCGAGCAUGAUCGCCAGGAGCAUCACCAAGUCAAGGAGCUCUUAAAGACGUUCCAAGGACUGAGUCCCCAGGACUCAAACUACCUUCCGAAGCUCAAAGAGAUCUGGACUCUUCUCUCCAAGCACAUCGAGGAGGAGGAGGGUCAAGACCUACCAGCGCUGGAACAAGCGCUUAAGGCCGACGAUGGGCAGUCCGAGUCCAUGUCAAAUAGCUUCAGCCGCACAAAGAUGUUUGUGCCAACGCGCAGCCAUCCCAGCGCCGGAGAGAACCCGCCAUUCGAGACUGUGAUGGGCUUGAUGGCGGCACCCAUGGACCGGCUUGCCGACAUGUUCCGGAAGUUCCCAGACCAGAGCAAGGUUUGA